This is a messenger RNA of Myripristis murdjan (pinecone soldierfish), 2011 nucleotides long. Its product is annotated as tissue alpha-L-fucosidase-like. The transcript is spliced from 7 exons. Gene Ontology annotation, cellular component: lysosome. Gene Ontology annotation, molecular function: alpha-L-fucosidase activity. The coding region runs from base 53 to 1429 and encodes 458 amino acids. NCBI's taxonomy places the organism in Eukaryota, Metazoa, Chordata, Actinopteri, Holocentriformes, Holocentridae. Gene Ontology annotation, biological process: glycoside catabolic process; fucose metabolic process. The record is from RefSeq and is a predicted model, not a curated record.
UUUGCGCGUAUACAGGAAAGAGCAGCUGAGUUGUCAUGUACCUUCAUUCUUAAUGGCACUUAAUUUUGUACCUAUUAUUUCAUGGACCGCUCUUGUCACCGUUUUCAUAUCGGGACGUGGGUGCGCGGCGCGCUACACAGCUGACUGGAAGAGUCUGGAUGCCAGACCCCUGCCCGCAUGGUUUGAUGAAGCCAAGAUAGGGAUUUUUGUCCACUGGGGGGUUUUCUCUGUCCCCGCUUUUGGGGAGUACAGCGAGUGGUUCUGGUACUGGUGGGAGUCCAAAAAACGCGCAGAAGAAGUUGAGUUCAUGCGGAAAAACUAUCCAACAGGGUUCGAGUACACGGAUUUUGCGCACAAGUUUCACGCGGAAUUCUUCAACCCUGACAGCUGGGCAGAGCUAUUCCAUGCCUCCGGAGCCAAGUAUGUGGUGUUCACAUCCAAGCACCAUGAGGGCUUCACUAACUGGCCCUCGCCGACUUCCUGGAACUGGAACUCGGUGGACGUCGGUCCUCACAGGGACCUGGUGGCAGAGCUGGCAGUGGCCAUCAGGAACAGGUCACUGCACUUUGGACUGUACCACUCUCUUUUUGAAUGGUACAACCCACUUUUCUUGUUGGACGAAGCCUCAGGAUUCAAGACCCAGAACUUUGUUGCCUGGAGGACUCUCCCAGACUUAGUGAACCUUGUGAAGGUGUACAAGCCUGAACUGAUCUGGUCUGAUGGGGACUGGCUGGCAUCUGAUGAAUACUGGAACUCCACCCAGUUCCUGGCCUGGCUCUACAACGACAGCCCAGUGAAGGAUGUGGUGGUGACCAAUGACCGGUGGGGUAAAGGCUGCUACUGCAAACAUGGGGGCUACUACAACUGCGCUGACAGGUACACCCCUGGUAAACUACCAGGGCACAAGUGGGAGAAGUGCCAGUCCAUCGACACCCGCUCCUGGGGCUACAGGAGAAACAUGCAGCUCAGCGAGGUCAUGGAUCUGCCUUCCAUCAUAAAGGACAUGGUGUAUGUGGUGGCAAUGGGCGGUAACUAUCUGCUGAACAUCGGGCCUGCAGCAGAUGGCAUGAUUGCUCCAGUGUUUGAGGAGAGGCUAAGGGGACUUGGUGCCUGGCUGGGAAUCAAUAAGGAAGCCAUCUAUGCUUCCAAGCCCUGGAGGAUCCAGACAGAGAACAGCACGGUCACUGUCUGGUACACUGCCAAGAAUAGUACAGUGUAUGCCAUAAUGCUGGGCUGGCCAUCCACACAACCACUAGAGCUCACAUCACCCAAGACAUCUAAGGCCACCAAGGUUACUCUUUUGGAUUAUCCUAACGUGCCACUGAAGUGGGCACCACUGACACAAGCAGCGGGGCUGUUGAUUCUCAUGCCUGCAAUGCCAGCGUCCCGUGGCAACGCCUGGACUCUGAAGCUGGAGGGAGUAGUCUGAGGGGACAUGCCUGAUAUAUUCAUUUGUUACAGAUUUUGCUCCAUUUUAUUUUGUGUGAUUGCAAAUUACUUCAGUAGGGUUACAAUUUUGGGUAGAAUAUGAUUUAUUAAUUUACUAUCACCUAUCUAUAGGCUUUAAUUUUGGGUUGAAUAUUAUAUCAUUAUAUAAUUAAUAUGAUGCCCUAUGAUGGACUGGCAACCUGUCCAGGCGUUCCCCUGCCCCCCCGCCCGAUGAGCGCUGGGAUAGGCUCCAGCACCCUCGCAACUCCUGCGGCUUAGCGGAUUGGAAAAUGAAUCAAUGAAUUAUAAAUAUUAUUAUGGUAAUUAUGUUUUAUUGUUUUCUGUGCUAUUAUCAUGUUUUGUUUUGCUUCUAUUGACUUAUUUUAUAUUGUCUUGUCUUGUCCUCUGGCUGCGUCCCUGAAUAUUUGAGGGCUGCUUGUGUGCAAACACUCAUUAAAAAUAAUCAGCCUCGACCCAUCAGACUGCAGCACUUACAGGCCAAUGUCAAAAUGACUUUAUUUGCAAGACUCCUUGAGAGAGUCUCCCUACAACUCCUCGAAACGGUGACAUAAUACAACAUUUA